AUGAAAUGUAAUGAAUUUGAAAAAAGUAAAUCUCGCCACAUGAACCUGGAUAAUUUGGAUAAAGCCUUGCACGACUUGGGCAUGCUGAGUGCAAUAACCGAAGCGCGUCGUGAAUAUUUACGCGAUUCUAAAUCAAAUUACAGCGUAAUGCGAUUGAAUACUCGCUACGUGUCGAACGUGACCGUGGGUUACUGUAUGAAGCGAGCGACAAACAAAAACAGACUCUGCCCCUACGUGUUGCCCAUCAGACACAGAACUAAGAGUGAAAACUCGGACGCGAUCGGUAGUGACGUGAACGAUAGCUCGUGCGAGUAUAAAAACAGUUUAUUAGAGCCAUCCACCAGUGGUUACAACCACGAGUGCGCCAAGAGUCCAGCGAAGCGCUGCCAGUCUCUAGAGAAUCUGAACCUGACUGUGGAAGCUACUCCAGGGCCAGAAGCAUCACCUGAUAUGGACUGUGUUUCUACGCGAAUCCAAAAGUUACAAGUUGAUGAAUGA
Molecule: messenger RNA, 498 nt
Organism: Arctia plantaginis
Lineage: Eukaryota; Metazoa; Arthropoda; Insecta; Lepidoptera; Erebidae
Source: the annotation of a GenBank genome assembly